AUGGCCUUCUACACAUUUGACAUGAUAUUAGGCGGCGCAUGUACUACCUUUGCCGUCAUCGCCAUUUUCCUGCAUCUGCUCAACCAUGCGACACACCUGAGCGUGCCUCGUGAACAGAUAAAGAUCAUGAGAGCCGCUCUUCUUGUGCCCUCCUACUCCGUCUGCUCCUUUCUCUGUAUCUGCUUUCCCAAGGCCGCGGUAUAUCUCCUCCCGUGGCUCGACGCCUUCCAGGCCAACUGUUUGGCCACCUACUUCCUCCUCCUCUGCGAAUAUGUGGCGCCCGACGACCCCGGGAGGGACCUCUUUUUUUCUACUAUUGAACUGAAGGACAAGAGGGCGCAGAAAAAAAUGAUGAACGGCGCGAAAUGGUUCCGACAACGCUGGAUUUGCAUCUUUCAAUAUGUCCCCGUUUCGUUCCUCGUCGCCAUCACAACCGUUGUGACUGAAAGGUUCGGCGUCUUUUGCCAGUACAAGAUCCAGCCAGCUUUUGCCAAACUAUGGCUCACCGUCAUCAACAACAUCUCGCCGGCUGUUGCCUUCACAUCAGUGGUACUAGUCGCAUUAAGCAUGAAGCCUCAUAUGCCGCAGCAUAGGCUCAUUGCGAAACUUCUUGCCGUUAAACUCGUCGUCGGCUUGGGCUUUGUUCAGAGGAUUAUCUUCUGGAUACUCGAAAGUACCCCAGCGCUGAAUCCUACUGAUAAGCUUACUUACGCUGAUUUAAACAUCGGCAUCCCGGCUCUUCUCAGCUGCCUGGAGAUGGUCCCCAUCUCUCUCCUCGUUAUCUGGGCGUAUCCUGUGGGACCUUACAAGUAUGGACUGUCUGGCGAAGGCUGCGAGCGAGAGCCUGAAGCACACCCUCCUAGGUCGUACCAGGGAGGAUUCCUCGGAGUCAGGGCAUUCAUCUCUACGGCGAGCCCCCUCGAGACCAUCAAGGGCGUCGUCUUUGCAUUUAAGCUGCUCGUAAAGCGAGGACCUUAG
Microsporum canis CBS 113480 is the source of this 978-nucleotide messenger RNA. RefSeq lists its product as hypothetical. The record is from RefSeq and is a predicted model, not a curated record. Gene Ontology annotation, biological process: transport. Lineage: Eukaryota; Fungi; Ascomycota; Eurotiomycetes; Onygenales; Arthrodermataceae. The coding region runs from base 1 to 978 and encodes 325 amino acids. The transcript is spliced from 5 exons. Gene Ontology annotation, molecular function: transporter activity.